AUGUUCCAUCGACUUCCUAUAAAUACCUCGCUAACGCGAUCCGAAUCGUUCCCGCAGAUGCAAGCAGCGUUGAAACGCGGCCUGGACUACGGUAUCCUGAAGAAGACCCACGGCCAUUAUUUCCUGAACACGGACGCGGAGCCGCACCUCGCGUCGAACUUGGUACCGAUCGAACAAGACGGAAGACGAAGAGGACGCGGCCGCAGACGUGGACGAACGCGACGUAGGCGCAGUAGAGGCAGGGCGAGGAGGAGAGCCAAGAGAGGCAGAAGGAGAGGUCGACGCAGUCGUCGUCGUCGUCGUCGUCGAUCGAGGCGUGGAAGAGGACGCGGUGGCGUGAGGACCAGACGAAUCGCCUGCACCAGAUGCCGGUGUACCACGAGAUCGAGGAACGUGAACGUUCUGAAGGGUACGCCGAUGGAGCAACAAGACCCGGAGAACAUGUGCAUGUGCGAGAAGGAGAGCAACGUGGAAAAUCAAAGCAGACGGAGCAGGAGCCGCGAUCGCAGCCUGAGCCGUAGUCGAUCAUCGGCGAACAGCGAUCGAGACGACGCGAUCGACGAUCGACGACCGAUCCACGAGCAAGAUUAA
Heterotrigona itama is the source of this 591-nucleotide messenger RNA. Lineage: Eukaryota; Metazoa; Arthropoda; Insecta; Hymenoptera; Apidae. The record is from the annotation of a GenBank genome assembly.